Messenger RNA from Salpingoeca rosetta, 3511 nucleotides. RefSeq lists its product as uncharacterized. The record is from RefSeq and is a predicted model, not a curated record. The transcript has 25 exons. Gene Ontology annotation, molecular function: protein binding. NCBI's taxonomy places the organism in Eukaryota, Choanoflagellata, Craspedida, Salpingoecidae. Bases 1 to 2991 code for a protein of 996 amino acids.
AUGACCAUGACAUCGCUGGAGGUGCAGCGCACAGCCAGCAACAACAUUCCCAUGCGCCGAUCCGCCCAGGAGCGCAAAGUGGAGGAGUUGUGGCGGCCAAUCUCAGACUGGGGCGCAGAGGAAGUGGCUAUCUGGCUCAGAGGCGUGGAGAAGGUCGCACGCCCCGUGCUGGAGAACGUGCUCCAUGCCGGUCUGUCCGGAGCCGAACUUCUUCAAAUCACCAGUCAGCGCCUGGCUGAGCUUGGGGUUGACUCUGUCGGCAAGCGGUAUUGCAUCCUGGCAGCUGUUGCAUCCUUGCGCACAGCGGAAACGUACAUACCAGAGAACCCCGUGCUGACGCUUGGAUCGAAGCUAUUAUCCGCGGGGAAGGACCUGGAGUCACGCCCAAUGCAGUGCAUCUUGCAGAUGGUGCAGACAAUCACCACGACGCUUGGCGCCAUCGACACGCUCCUUUCCACCGAUGACUACCGCACGCGCCGACAGGAGGUGCUGGUCGAGUGCGGGCGCAUCCUCAAGCUCGUCGCAGAGACGCAGGACACAAGCAGCGGCAACCGCCACUUUGUCAAGAAAUGCAAGGCGUUUGUGCGGGCCGUGCUGCCACACCUGCAGGAGCUAAAGGGGAUGCUCACCUCCGACCCGUCGCAGAACAUCAACAACUUCCUCCACUCGGUCGUCGUCAACAUUCCCCCCGGCGCCCAGGCGGGACUGUCCAUCCGCCAGAAUGACUCGCGUUUCAUCUACAUCUCCAACUUGACGCCAAACGAGCCUGCCGACCGCACGGGCCUGCUCGCGGUCGGGGACGAGAUUGUGAUGCUGAACGGCCAGAACAUCAUUGGCUGGCGCACCCGCUCUGUGGCCGCGCUGCUCAAGCAGUCCACGACAGCCAUCAAACUUGUCAUCAGACUCCCGGGGUCGAUGUUUGAUGCGCGCAUCAGUCGACUGAUGGAGCAUGCCCGCGCACUCCGCAACAGCAUCGGAUCUUCCUCGUCCACUCGUCCAUAUCGAGGGUCGUCCACAACCUCCCGCAGGUUCACCGGAUCGUCCACGAGCACGCCGCGUUCGUCGGUAAUCAACGCAAUGCUGACAGGCGAGGCGGAGGAAAGUGGCGGCAUUGACAUCAUUUCCCCGAGUGGACGCGAGGAGUGGGCGAUUGGUACACCCCGCGUCAUCAAGUGGGAUGCGUGCGAGCUGCCACGGCACGUGACCCUCGCCAUUCGUGCCAUCAGCAAGCGGGCAUGCUUCAACCUGCAGAUUGCGCCUGUCGUUGUCAACACGGGCGAAUACACGUGGACACUGACAGCAGACAUCCUGCCGAGCGACGACUACCAGAUCAUCAUUUCAGCGCUGGUGGGCGACCGGGAGGUGGUGGCAAUCUCACAGCGGUUUGCUGUUGUCUCAUCGCCCGCACUUGAAGCGCCGCCAGCACCACGCUCCGAUCGAAGGGCAAGCAAGAAGCUGAAAGCGCGGGAAAUUCGGCUGAGCGUGGACCGUGAGGGCACAUUUGGGUUUGAGAUUGAUGCGCAGUUUGUGUCUGACAUCACACCGCAGGGCCCCGCCCACGUGGAGGGCCGGCUGCAGAUUGGCGAUCAGAUUAUCGAGGUGAACGGCUGUCCAGUGCUGCACCUCAGCCACAUUGCCAUCAACAACCUUCUCCAUGAGACAGGAAACCAGGUGACGCUUGUCGUUGCCGACAACCUGGAGGGAUAUAAGGCGUAUCUGAACGCAUACAAUGCAACACACGACAAGUUCAAGUCCAAGCUCGUGUGUCGGCAGGUUGAUCUGCAACCAACACCAGCGGUCGACUCGUUUGGGCUGUCGCUGAUUGGGUCCCACAACAUCAUCACCGUCGGGUCUGUCAUGGAAGGCCUGCCAGCAUCCAAGUGCCCGCACCUCAAGACAUCCACUGGCAUUGUGCAGGUCAACGGGUGCCCAGCCUAUGGCGCCUCUGUGCUCGACGUGCUGAAGCUCAUGCAGUUUCACCGGCAGUCCACGUUGUCGCUCGUCGUAACGCAGGACACGGAUGACUUUGUGCACUACUCCAACGAUGUUCUUCACAGCCGCGACAGCCAGCUCCUCACAGAGGGGGAGUGUGCGGCUGCAAAGGCGAACAUGUCGCGCCGCUUCUUUGGACGUUCGCGAUCAAACUCCGUCAGCAGCUCUGGGAGCCGGGCAUCUGUGCGCGAUGUGCUGGUGCGCCGGCUCUCGUUUGGCCGAAACAGCACGUCCAGUGCUGCCAGCAGCGAGGCCCGCGAUUUCUUCAUCGACCCCGUCGUCGAAACACCGUGCUCCUCUCUCCGCAAUCCAAGCAUGCAGGGAUGGCUGACGAAGCAGGGUGGAUCCGGGCUGACGCCAAAGAACUGGCGACGACGGUGGUUUGUGCUCAAGUCUGGUGCUGUAUACUACUACAAAACGCCAGAGGACGCAGUGGCGCUUGGCUGCUUCUCUCUUCGCGGAUAUCUCAUCAUGCCGCCGCCACCAAAGAAGCACAUGUACAACAAAUUUGGCUUCAAGAUUUCCCGGGAGGACAAGCGCUCCUACUUCAUCUGCGCUGACUCUGCGGAGGAGAUGAAGGCCUGGAUGAACGCCCUCUCCCUCGCAGCCAUCCAAUACGCCCCGACGGAUGGCAGUGACGCCCGCCAUGCCUCGCGUGCACACGACGGCGGCCACCACCACCACCAUCAUCAGCGCCACCACCCUCAUGAGCAGCAGCAGCAUCGGCUGGAGGCAUCGCACGCACACCACCACCCUUAUCAUAGCCAUCACCAUGCUUCGCAGGCGAGCCACGACCGCCGCCACCAGCUACAGCAGCAGGAGCACAGCGCCCAUUCUUCGCCACGAAACAGUCACGACUUGACGGCACAUGCGCAUGCACACCACCAUCGCCACAGCCAUCACCAGUUGGACAGACGCCACACUCCAGAGCACAAUCUGAUGCAAGGUGGGGAUCGGAGUGGCGCGCGACUCAGCAACACGUCUGCACAGUUUGCGUAAGUGUACAUUAGCACCGUGCUCGCGAUACGUUGAACCUCACUCGCGCGUAUGCGCAAGCGGUUCUGUGUGCGGUUCGAAAGACUUUGCCUCCCUGUUGCUCUGCUCCCCAUCUCUGUCACGUCCUUCCCCUUUCUUCCUCUUCCUCUUUCAUUUUCGUUUUGUGCAUGAGUCAUCACCAUCACCUGCGGUUGUUGCGCGCGCUGCUUGAUGAUUGCGGCCCUGUUGCUUGCUGACCGUGCAGAAACGCACGCGUGUUUGUAUCGUGUCUCUGUGUGUUUCCAUGUUGUUGUUCAUUUCCAAGUUUUUGUUUGUGCUUUCUUGUUCUCUUCUCUCUCUUGCCUGGCCAGUCUCUUGCGUUCUCUGCUUCCUUGCGCUCUCGUUGACAUUCACAACAGCGAGCGGCAGCUCACAUGACGGUUUGACUCGACUGAUUUUGCUUGUGUACAUGUGCCUCUGUGUGUGUGUGGGUGUGUGUGUAUCUGUGUUGGUUCUGUAGACAUCUGGCCUCACAGGAUCGCCG